UGUGUGUGUGUGUGUGUGUGUUAUUUUGUGCAGCUCGGUCUAGAUGGUUAAACACUGGCAAUCUCCAGUGACCAAGGGAGGAGAAACGACAAAAAGGGACAAGGAAGCCAGGGAGAAAGCAGACAAAAGAAAGUUUUGAGCUCUUGGCUUGAAGAGAGAGGAUUGAGAGAAGUUGGGUCUCCUUGAUUCUCUCUCUCUCUCUCUCUCUGCCUUCAUGUAGCCGCCGUGGCCGAGUAACCUGCGAUGACUUUGGGGUCGGAGAUGGCAGCGAGGCCGCUCGAGGUUGAGGAGCCGGACGUGGACGUGGUGGGUGAGGACAGCGAGCCGGCGCCCGGGCUCUGGCCGGAGGAGGAGCGGGGGACUGUCCGGGCGGCGGCGGCGGCGGCGGCGCACCCUGCCGGCGGCGGCUGGGAGGAGCAGAUGCCACCGCCCAAGAAGCCGCCGGUGAAGCCUCCCUACUCCUACAUCGCGCUGAUCACCAUGGCCAUCCUGCAGAGCCCCAAGCAGCGGCUGACCCUGAGCGAGAUCUGCGAGUUCAUCAGCACCAGGUUCGCCUACUACAAAGAAAAAUUCCCGGCCUGGCAGAACUCCAUCCGCCACAACCUAUCCCUCAAUGACUGCUUCGUCAAGAUGGCCAGGGAACCGGGCAACCCGGGCAAAGGCAAUUACUGGACCCUGGACCCCAACUCCGCUGACAUGUUCGACAACGGGAGCUUUCUGAGGCGGAGGAAGCGUUUUAAGCGGCAGUCCCACCUGGGAGUGUUGAGGGGUCAUGCCCACCUCCACCCAGCCCUGAGCUACAGCCCCUACGGUUGCAGCGUCCAGUUCCCCAGCGCUGGCUACCCGCCUCUGACCUUCCAGCACCCCCACCCCUGCCCCCUGCCAACUCCAGGCCACCUCCUGCCCUCCCUGGCCGGCUUUCUCCACCAGGGGAGAGAGCUCGACCCCAAGUCGCUCGCCCCCCCGCUCAGCCCCCAGCCCAUCAAAGUCGAGUCCACCUCGUCCCUGGCUGCCUUCUGCCUGGACAGCGCGUUGAGCGGCCCUGGCUCCCCUCCUGUGUACCCCACCCCGGUGAUCUCCGCCAUUGUCUCUCCCUCCCAGAGUCUGGUCGACGUGAACUGCACCCAAACACAGACGGGAGCGAAAUUCGCCAGCAAACUCCUACAACUGCACAACUACCGUUACUGAUGGUGGCGAUCAGGUAAUUGGGAUAUUCCCGAAGGCGAGAGCAGGCCCUGGAAAUAUUCGUUCAAGGAGUUUGUGGGGCCAGACUGGACGACAAAACCAAAAACAUGAAUGGUUUGGACUUACAUCCAGACAGUCAGCAACCCCCUGUACAUGAACCUGUGUAAAUAUUGUUGGUACAAUGACAAAUA
This is a messenger RNA of Hemiscyllium ocellatum (epaulette shark), 1376 nucleotides long. RefSeq names its product forkhead box protein D2-like. Gene Ontology annotation, biological process: anatomical structure morphogenesis; cell differentiation; regulation of transcription by RNA polymerase II. Bases 244 to 1188 code for a protein of 314 amino acids. The record is from RefSeq and is a predicted model, not a curated record. The transcript has 2 exons. Gene Ontology annotation, molecular function: DNA-binding transcription factor activity, RNA polymerase II-specific; RNA polymerase II cis-regulatory region sequence-specific DNA binding. Lineage: Eukaryota; Metazoa; Chordata; Chondrichthyes; Orectolobiformes; Hemiscylliidae.